Caenorhabditis auriculariae is the source of this 3700-nucleotide messenger RNA. NCBI's taxonomy places the organism in Eukaryota, Metazoa, Nematoda, Chromadorea, Rhabditida, Rhabditidae. The record is from the annotation of a GenBank genome assembly.
AUGAUGGCUGACGACAGGUGAGGAGAUUUCGAGAGAAGACUUUUCUCUUCGAAGAGUUCUGUUCCCCAAAAUGGAGUCUUGAGGUACGAACAAGUAGACGACGAGGAUCUCGAGACGCAGGCCGACGGCGGUUGGCGCUUCCAAUCGCCCUUUCCCAAAAACAUCUGCUCUCCGACAAUGCAAAAUCGGUACCUUCUACAUAUUUCUUAUCAUUUUGCCUCGCGAAAGUCCUAUAAUAUCAAAAAGUUACAAAGCCACGCCCAAAGGGACAAAUUUUUUAGAAUUUCAAAUUUUUGAUAGACAUGUUUUUUGAGGAAUUUUCCACUCUGGACUCUUCCUUACAAAGAGUUUAUUUUAAUUUUUUAUCUUGGUCAACCUAUUCUGAAUUUGUCUUAGUCUCAGUACAUUUUCGUAGCUCAGUCGUACAAUUUUUCGAAAAAAAAAGGAUUAAAAUUCCCUAGAUGAAUAAAGAAAGAACUAUGUCGAAAUAGCAAAAAGAAAGUUCAGGAUCAUAAAUUAACUCUUUUUUGAGCAAUACUUUUGGCGUAAAGGUUGCGUGGAGACGUCAGCUGAUUGUUUUUCUGGCCAGGUGUUGCGCGAUUUUGCCUCUGUUCCAAGAAUUUGUUGGUGUCAAAUGCAGUUCUUUGCUCUGUUCAGCGCAUUAGUUCAAGUACGAAAAUGCUUGGGAUUUUGUAGUUGCUUCGACUUCUUCAUUAAAUAAUGAAAACAAAGCACACUAGCAUUUCAUUCAGGAUCCAGUGCUAUCGCCAAAAUUUGCCUCGCUUUAUUAUGAGCGGCAAAAGCCGUCAAAACUGUAUCAAAACUGUAACAAAAACUUCUUUUCAAUGUGGGAACUUUUUUGUUGAACGAAGAUCAAAACCAAGGUUUUUUUCUUGUAAAAAAAAGAGGUAAGAUACACACACACACGCGCGCGCGUGGUUGCUGAAAUGGCGCAUUUGUCGAACACAUGUGCCUGAGGACCAGCUGUUGUCGACGACCCCUGAUAACCUCCGGCUGUUUUUCCACUUCUUCCGUCUUUUCGGUGUCAACAACCGCGCGUGUAGCUUGAAAGUGGCGAGAAAGUCGUCGAAAAUUCAUUCAAUCAUUGAAGAGGAAAAUCUUCAAAAGAGAAAUGAGGAUUCAGACGAAAAGAUAUGAUUGAUGGAGUAGUACAGCCUCUUUUGAAGAUUUGGAUUUGACGAGGGAAGUGUGCGAAGCGAGCAUCUCGGAUCUGGUUCAAACUUCUGCAGUAGGUAGUCCCAGGUAUGAGUACUCGAAAAUAUAAAUAAUAUCUGCCAAGGGCCAUAGGGUCUGAGAAAUAGCCUGUCGAAAAUCUACAGGAAAUACUAAAAACCAAAUUCUCUUUGGGUUUUUUUUUGAAGAAAGCUUUUCUCGUGUUUCUUAGGGUAUAGGGAACAACAAUCGACGCUUUAGGGAUUGAAAACCGAAGAGACUUAGUUUUUGAGCUUUUCACCUACAUUUUCGACAAGCCCUUUCUCAGUACUCUAUGGCGCUUAGCAGAUAAAUCUUUUGGUUUUGGAAUAAUCGUACCUGGGACUACCUACCACAAAAGUUUGAACCAUGUCUGCGAUGCUGAACCCUAAAUACUUUCCUUCUGAGAAGAAUUGAACAAGAAUUCGCAUAACUUUUCUGAGACCAGUAACUCUGGUCUGGGGAUAAUUUUGAGAAAAAUACUGGAUUCAGCUUCGGAGAAAGUGUGAAGAAAGUUUGACCCUAAAUGUAAAAUGACAAAAGAUGAGCAUGGAAGUUUCCAGGCCGAUGUCCCAGGCGGCUUCGCUGUCGCCGACGAGCGGCGGCGGCUACACGGAGCAAGACCGACGGAUCCGGCGACAGAUCGCCAACUGCAACGAGCGCCGUCGUAUGCAGAGCAUCAACGCCGGCUUCCAAUCGCUAAGGGCUUUGCUCCCGCGAAAAGUUCGUCUUCUGAAGAAAAGUUGCGAGAACAAUUCAUAGUUCAGUACACUGAUGAAAAUAAGGACAAAGCGAUUCUGCAUCUUUUAAGUAGCACUUAAGUUUUUAAUAUAAUACCUUGAGAGUUAAAGGACAAUACACAAAAAUUUGCAAGCAAGAACUUUUAAAUGUAUGGGUUCAUUCUAAAACAAGAUAGUUUGAGAUAAGUGAGAACUAAAUGACUGAAAUGUGGAGUAAGUUCUUCAGAAACAAAGCUUGCGGGUUAGUUAUGAUCAAAUCAAAAAAAAAGGAAUAUGGACGCCUCUUCCGAAUUCUGAGAGAAAUAAGCUGGAGUCAAAUGAUUCUCGAAAUGAUCCAGAAAUUGCAUCUGACGAGUUUCGAUUAAGUUUCAGGAGGGCGAAAAGCUAUCUAAGGCGGCAAUCCUGCAACAAACCGCCGAUUUAAUACACGACCUGAAAAACGAGCUCAAGUUAGAUGGCGCUGGAGGAAAGAAGCCAAAGAUGGAAUGUGAGCAAUUCUCUUCAGAAUUUCCGAUUUUCAUGAUUUUUUUCAGACGAAUCCGACGAUCGGGCGACGAUAUCGCAGUUGCAACGAGCAUUAGAACAGGAGCGGUCAGCUCGCCUGAUCCUCGAACAGGAGGUCUCCCAACUGCGAGCUCUGUGCCAAGCUCAGCACGAGAAGAUGCACACGACGCCGAGCAGUUCGACCGGCGUCCCGACGUCUCUAGGCCAUCAGUCGCUGCCGCCGCCAACGAGGCAAGAGCAUUCGGACGCUGCCCUUCUGUUGGCCAGCUCGACCUCGUCGGCAUCGCUGGCAGCCAUGUCCCUCGACGGAGGCACCAACGGAACGGCCACUCCGUUGGCUUUGUGCUCUCCGAUGGUGGAGCCGAAUCUGCCGCCUCCUGCAUCUGUCCAGUCGAUCGCGACGCGAUUGGCCAACCAAGGCUCCGAGGCCUCUGUCAUACGACCGACGCCUCUCACGCCAAUCAGUGGUAGGUUGAGCGUCGCUGUCAAGAAUUCAAGAUAAUUCGCAGUGGACGUUUCUUCGCCGUCGCUGUCCACGCCGUCGCCGCUGGCGUUCCCGUUCGUCGCUGCCGGACUCGCGCCGCAGCAUCACAACAUCUUCAUGCCUGUCGCUCCGACCAACGCCGUCAUACCUCCACCUAUCGUGACCUAUUCGCAGCCUUCUGCGUUCAGGUAUCACUUCGAAGAGUUUUUCUCAAACAUCCUCCGCAGGCUCAAAAAACCGUAUAAAUGUUAAAGUUCUGUCCCUUCAGUUUUUUUUUGUCAAUAAUAAUUUUUUCUUUCAUAAAACACUUAUUUAAGCCUUAUUUGAAGUCUAAUUGAGAUUAUAAUCUGGUUACCAGGAGCCUGUUACAAGCUUUUGUCUUCAUUUUAAAAUUUGUAUUUUGUUUAAAAUAUCAGUAUGAAAAUAGUCGUAUCAGACGACUUUUACCGAACAAAAGCUUGUAAUUUAGAAAAAAGCUUGUAACGAAUAAUUGUUUUCAAAGUUUUCUUUGGAAAAUUCUUCUGAUCCUGCAAAUGUCGUGUUAAAAAUCCGAAUUAUUACUUCUUUUCCAAACAAUGCAGAAAAAAGGGAUUAUUGCGCAGAAAUUCUCUUACUGGACCUAUGUUGCAGCAGCACGGCAAACGCGAACGCGCAUCGCUCGCUGCAGACCAUUCUCGACGCGAUCCGACAUCUGGAGAACGGCGGUGGACUUUUGACGCCGUCGCCGCCGCCGACUUCGCAGGCUCCGCUCGUCAGAUGA